AUGAUUCACCGUGGUGCUUUGACGCGUGUCGUUUUCGGAUUAGCCGUCUUCCUCCUCCUCGCCGUCGUUCACAGCCAGGAGAAAUGCAGCAAAACAUGCAUUGCACAGAAUUGUAACAAUAUCGGCAUUAGAUAUGGGAAGUAUUGUGGGAUAGGAUACUUUGGAUGUCGUGGAGAGCCACCUUGUGAUGCUCUUGAUGCUUGUUGCAUGACCCAUGACGAUUGUGUUGAUAUUAAAGGUAUGACUUACGUUAACUGCCAUAAGCAAUUCAAGCGUUGCGUAAACGAGCUAAGCAGAUCAAUAAACCAAUCUAAUGGCCAAACUGUUGGAUUUUCCACACAAUGCCCUUAUUCGAAGGUGAUACCAACCGUGUACAAUGGAAUGGAUUAUGGCAUUUUCUUCAGUAAGAUAGGUAAUAUUCUCAAACCAUUGGUGCCAGGAAGCAGCCCCAAGGUGGAGGCGAAUCUCGCUCAGAGUAAAGUGGAUACAAAGGAUGGCCUUGGAACGAAAAUUGACCUUCAAACAAAAGAAGGCUCCAAAGUCUCUGCUUCUCUAAAUUAA
Messenger RNA from Eutrema salsugineum, 561 nucleotides. Its product is annotated as phospholipase A2-gamma. Gene Ontology annotation, molecular function: A2-type glycerophospholipase activity; calcium ion binding. Lineage: Eukaryota; Viridiplantae; Streptophyta; Magnoliopsida; Brassicales; Brassicaceae. Bases 1 to 561 code for a protein of 186 amino acids. Gene Ontology annotation, biological process: pollen development; arachidonate secretion; pollen tube growth. The record is from RefSeq and is a predicted model, not a curated record. The transcript has 5 exons.